UGGGAAGAAACAGCCCGUUGUUCGCACCCGCCCCUCUGACCCGCCGCCCAGGGCAUUGUUUUCUAUUCGCCCGGGUCGCUGGUGGGAGGCGAGGAACGCCGGGGUUCAGAAGCCUGGCUCUCGGCCAGGCCAGUGGCCUUCGGCCCCGGGACACGGGAGGCCGCGCCUGGGAGGCGGGAGGAGAGACGCCCGGGUCCGCGGCUCCAGCUCGGCCAUGGGCUCCCGCAGUUCCCACGCCGCGAGGAUCCCCGACGUGGACGACAUCCGGCGCGAGACCGGCUUCUCGCAAGCCUGUCUGCUCCGCCUCUACCACCGCUUCUGCGCGCUGGACAGGAACAAGAAGGGCUACCUGAGCCGAGUGGAUCUUCAGCAGAUCGGGGCGUUGGCCGUCAACCCCCUGGGGGACCGCAUUAUAGACAGCUUCUUUCCGGAGGGGAGCCUGAAAGUGGAUUUCGCAGACUUUGUCAGGGUCUUGGCUCAUUUCCGACCUGUAGAUGAGGAGUACAUGGGAAGCCGGGACCCCAAGGAACCUGAACCCCUCAACAGCAGAAUGAACAAACUUCGCUUUGCAUUUCGACUCUACGACCAGGAUAGAGAUGGAAAGAUCUCCAGGCAGGAGAUGCUACAGGUCCUCCGGCUGAUGGUUGGGGUUCAGGUAACAGAGGAGCAGCUGGAGAGUAUCACCGACCGUACGGUGCAAGAGGCUGAUGAAGACGGGGAUGGGGCUGUGUCCUUCCUGGAGUUUGCCAAGUCCUUAGAGAAGAUGAACAUAGAACAGAAAAUGAGCAUCCGCAUCCUGAAGUGACCCUCCUUGUGCCUAUGGCUGCGAUCUGCAGACUAGACCUUGGGAUUCACCCUCAGCCCCCAUGGAGGCAGGCCCCAAUAAACUGUAUUAAAGAAUCCCUUCCCAACUGAGAUUGAAAAAUGCAAAAAAUGAUGUAAAAACAAAAAAGAAUCCCUUCCAUGCCUUUAUUUUUUUCUCUUUAUUUUUUUUAAAAAUUGAUGUUUCAUGCUUGUAACAUUCUAGGUGUUUGGUUGUACAGCAUUAUGAUUCAUAUGUCAAUAGUGUGUAUAUACUACAGCAUGAACAACUGCGUUUUGUUUUGUUUUGUUU
This is a messenger RNA of Condylura cristata (star-nosed mole), 1114 nucleotides long. RefSeq names its product calcineurin-like EF-hand protein 2 (gene CHP2). The record is from RefSeq and is a predicted model, not a curated record. The coding region runs from base 215 to 805 and encodes 196 amino acids. NCBI's taxonomy places the organism in Eukaryota, Metazoa, Chordata, Mammalia, Eulipotyphla, Talpidae. The transcript has 7 exons. Gene Ontology annotation, molecular function: calcium ion binding.